AUGAGGGCUGCUGAUGGAGUUGAUCUUGUCUCCAUUCGUAUUGAUGAAAAGCUUGCUGGCUUGACUCCAACUGAUCCAGAGUGUUGUAUAUUUAGAGUGUGUACCCAGUUACGCAACAUAAAUGAGAAAGCAUACGAACCUGAACUACUUGCCAUCGGUCCUUACCACCGCGGCAAGGAUGAGUUGAAGCAGAUGGAAGAUCACAAAUUGCGUUAUUUAAAACUACUUCUUCAAAGGAGAAACGAAAGCAGUGUGAAAAGAUACAUUAAAGCCAUGAGAGAAUUGGAAGGAAGAGGUCGUAGAUUCUAUGCAGAAACCAUUAACCUAACCACGGAUGAGUUCGUAGAAAUGUUGCUUCUUGAUGCGUGUUUCAUCAUUGAGUUGUUCCGCAAGUUCGAAAAGAUGGAUCAAAUACAUGAUGAAUGUGACCCAAUCUUCCGAUUGAAUUGGAUGCUUCCUUCGUUAUGGCGUGAUGUACUGCUAUUCGAAAACCAACUUCCAUUCUUUGUUCUCACUAAAUUGUACGAGAUGACAGCUGUUCCAAACCAGCAUGACAACCUUAUUGAUCUAGCCAUGUCUUUCUUGGAAGACUCAUUAUUGCCAUGUGGACGCCGUAUCUGUGAAUCGAGUCAUGAAUCGCUCCAAAACAUUGGGCAUUUACUUGCUUUGCUACAUAUAUAUUUCACUCAACCAUAUGUAGAAAUCGGAACAGGUAGGAAUGUUGUAGGUGCGAAAAAGUGGAAUUCAAUACCUAGUGCCACAGAGCUUCAAGAGGCUGGAGUCAAAUUCAAGAAACUUGAGACAGGUGGCUUCUUAGACAUAAAGUUCAACAAUGGGGUAAUGGAAAUUCCACUUUUGAAAGUAGUAGAUGAAACAGAAUCUAUGUUCCGAAAUCUAGUUGCGUAUGAGCAAUACAGUACAAAUAAUAAUCCCAAAUACUUCACAGAAUAUAUGAAAUUCAUGGAUUAUCUCAUCAACUCUCCAAAGGAUGUUGAAUUACUUCGUCGACGAGGAAUUAUUGAAAAUUUGUUGGGUGAUGAUGAAGCUGUCUCCACCAUGUUUAACAAGUUUGGGGACGGUGUCGUGGCGGUACCCGACUUGUGUUAUGCUCAAAUUUUCAAAGAUGUGAACAAGCAUUGCUGCAGACGUCGGAAUGUGUGGAUGGCAAAAUUGAGGCACAACUACUUCAACAGUCCUUGGGCAUUGAUUUCGGUUCUUGCAGCUGUCUUUUUGCUCCUGCUUGCUUUGACACAGACCAUAUUUUCCGUUCUUUCUUACAUUGUUUCCAAAAAGUAACCAAUAGCUGAUUAUCUUGUUCCCUUAGUUACUUCAAUUACUUAAAUGGCUCCUCAGCAAAUCUUUCUCCUGAGCUAGUCAUGGUCUUUGUUGAAUUCGAACAGCUAUUGUCAUGAGAAUCACCUUAAUUUGAGGUCGUUUAUGGGUUUGGGUAAUUAAUAAUGU
Corylus avellana is the source of this 1461-nucleotide messenger RNA. Lineage: Eukaryota; Viridiplantae; Streptophyta; Magnoliopsida; Fagales; Betulaceae. The record is from RefSeq and is a predicted model, not a curated record.